Molecule: messenger RNA, 1485 nt
Organism: Acipenser ruthenus (sterlet)
Lineage: Eukaryota; Metazoa; Chordata; Actinopteri; Acipenseriformes; Acipenseridae
Product: sortilin-like
Exons: 4
Coding region: 28-456 (142 amino acids)
Source: RefSeq, a predicted model, not a curated record
GGUAAACUAGGAAGUAGACACGUUAACAUGGCGGUGUUUUUGCGUCUCAAGGGGGUGUCCUUUCUUGACCUGCUGUCAGUUUUUUGUUUAUUAACAUUAUUCAUCAGCGCCGGAGGUAAUAUACAAAUAAACAAUGUGCAUAAGACUGAACACUCAGGAGAAGAGGUUUUGCGUAGUGUGGGAGACGUGAUUUCCGACGAAGAAAAACCCUCGAAAGCUGAUGCACAGGGCCGGCUGCACCCGGGACUCAUUGUUGCUGUGGUGAUUGUUGCCUUCAUUGCAGUCUUAGCCGCUGCUUUUAUUAUUAGAAAAUAUUGCUUUCCUCAGAGCAAUGCAACAUACAGGUACUCGGUCCUCAGGAGAAAUGAGGAGUGGAGUAUUGCAGAUGAAUUAGACAACAACACUGCAAGCAGGAGGCUUUAUAAUGAUGACUCUGAUGAGGGUAUGUUGGAAUGAAAUGUCUCAUUCUCUAAACACCACAGCAACACCAAAGAGAAACACCCCAUUUCUUGUACAAUUCUAUUGUCAGUGAGCAAGGCUGUUAUUUAUUAUUCUCUCCUGUUACCUGCUCUUUAUAAACUUUAUCUCCAAUUAUAUUUGUUUAUGUACAAAGGGGAUUAUGCUGGAUAAAUCUGCAAGUGCACAUACGGCACAAGGAUGAAGGUUAGCUACUGCAAAAGCUGAUGCCCUGAUAACUGCUGUUCUAAUAUGAAAAUUAGUUUUUUCUGCUUAAUAUUCAGCGCUGUGAGCAUUCUGCAUAUACAGUAAACAAUCUAAAUACAGCAUUGUAUUCAUCUCAGCAAAACAUUUAAAGAUGCCCGAUGCUUACAAAAUCAGCCUAUUAAAUUCAUUAUGUAAAAUGGGCUAGUUAAAUGAGAUACCACAUGGACUAACUGGUUUCUGUUUACUGCAUUCUUCCAUUUAGACAGGGCAGGCAGGUUUGGUUACAUUAAGCAGAAAAAACUCAGCAGCACACAGAGGUAAUAUGCUGUAUGCUGAUUUGAAUACUCAAGUAUACUCAACAUUUGAGUAAAAAACAUGUUGAGUAAAAAAAAAAAUGGAUUUGAUUAUUAUUGUGAAUAUUUAUUUGAUUAUCUUAUAAAUACACAAAUUAGGUCUACAAUGUGUAGUACUAUACGAAAUGUCUUUGUACAUGCACUUAUCCAAAAUGCAGAAAUUGUGUGUGUGUGUGUAUAUAUAUAUAUAUAUAUAUAUAUAUAUAUAUAUAUAUAUAUAUAUAUAGAUAGAUAGAUAGAUAGAUAGAUAGAUAGACUGUAUCUAAUAUUGUUCUUAGUUCAGUUGUUUUUUGUAUGUGUUGCAUACAUGGUAUGUAUUUUUUUCUCAGUAAUACAAUAAAGCGUUUGUUUUUACCUCUGUUCUCUUAUUUAUGAAACACAAUCCUAUUACUUUGUUUUGAAAUGGUAUGAUCCAAGCUGGCAUUUUAAAUAAAUUCCUUUGAAAUACCAUUCUGAGCUGUGAGCAUUA